AUGUCCGGCCUCUUCAACUCCUAUGAGGAGGACUUCAACGACACUGUGCGAGGCCUCCGCGAGGGCUGUUCGAAACUCCAGGCAGAUGUUGAGGCACAGUCUGCACAUGAAAGGGACCCAACACGCGUUUACUACCCACCGCCUGCCACCGGCCCCCUCAGCCGAGCACAGCAGCUGCAGGUGGUGCAGCAGAGCCUGUCGCACGCGAAGGACCUGGUCACCAGUAUGACGUACGAAAUGACGGACGUCGAGCCCUCACACCGAGCGGCGACGAAAGAGAAGGUGGAGGCGUUCCGUAGGACAUGCAACAGUCUAGAUCAUGAGGUGACCCAGCUGCGACAGUCAUGUAGCGCGGCGGACAGAGCGGACUUGCUUCGGUUUGGUAGCUCCACUGCUGCCGGAGGCACAAGCGACAGCUUCAUGAUGGAGGCGGAUGCCGACACACAGGCGCAUCGCCUCUUGGCCCUUCAAACGACCGAGAAGCUACAGGGCGGUACCAACACGCUGCGCAAGGCAGAGGCAUACCUCGCGCAGACAAAUAGCAUCGGCCACGAGUCCCUGGGCACGCUCCGCAGGCAGACGGAGCAAAUUGCCCACGUGCACGAAACCACCCACGACGUCGACGCCGAAAUAUCGCGAGCGCGGGUGCUCAUCAACCAGAUGCAGCGCACCGCCAUCCGGCACAAGGUCUGGCUUAUUGGCAUCAUUUUUUUACUCGUCAGCCUCGUCGUUCUUCUGCUCUACCUUCGCCGAUAG
Messenger RNA from Leishmania braziliensis MHOM/BR/75/M2904, 756 nucleotides. RefSeq lists its product as hypothetical. The record is from RefSeq and is a predicted model, not a curated record. Gene Ontology annotation, biological process: vesicle fusion; vesicle-mediated transport; intracellular protein transport. Bases 1 to 756 code for a protein of 251 amino acids. The transcript has a single exon. Gene Ontology annotation, cellular component: SNARE complex; ER to Golgi transport vesicle membrane; late endosome membrane. Lineage: Eukaryota; Euglenozoa; Kinetoplastea; Trypanosomatida; Trypanosomatidae. Gene Ontology annotation, molecular function: SNARE binding; SNAP receptor activity.